CACAACAUGUUUCAGUUCAAUUGAUAGUGAUGGUUAGACUGGCAAAAAUGAGAAAGUCCACAUCAGAUUCGAGCUUGGAGCGUUUGAUCUACUGCAGGAACCCUGCCACGACUACGGGACAGAAAGAGAUGAAACAAACAAACUGGAGAUCAAGAAUGCUUUUCAAGACUUUUCCCGUGAGAGAAUCACGCCACACAUUGCCACAGAGGAAAUCAUAUGGGCCAACUACUGAAGAAGUGACUCAAUGGGCACAGUCUCUGGACAACUUGCUGAGCAGCAAAUGUGGAUUUACCUCUCUGCGGCUGUUCAUGAAGUCUGAACACUGCGAGGAGAAUAUCGAGUUCUGGAUGGCCUGUGAAGAGUUCAGAAAGAUCAGGUCCAGAUCAAAACUCAAAUCCAGAGCAAAAACCAUAUACGAUGAGUUCAUCAGGGCAGAUUCUCCAAAAGAGAUCAACCUGGACUUCCACACAAAGGAGUCCCUCCACCAAAGCCUUCUGAUCCCAAUACAGUCCAGUUUCAAAGCUGCCCAAAACAGAGUUUACUUCCUGAUGGAGCACAACUCGUACCCUCGGUUCCUGGACUCUGAACUCUAUCAGCAGCUCUGCAGAAUCGCUGCAGGGGAGCGAUAAUGUGUUUAAAGGAAUGGCCGGUCCGUUUCAGAAUGCUGCGCAUCUAGUGGUUCAUGUAGUGAUUGUGCUACUAUGAUUUCAGUGUAUUUAAUAUUGCACAUUUUGCACAGAUUUGUAAAUAGUCAGGUAUUGGUAUUGAGUGUUCACGUAACGUUGUAUCUAUGUUCUGAGGUUUACUUGUUACUUUUUUUUGCUUUUCA
Molecule: messenger RNA, 829 nt
Organism: Sinocyclocheilus grahami
Lineage: Eukaryota; Metazoa; Chordata; Actinopteri; Cypriniformes; Cyprinidae
Product: regulator of G-protein signaling 21-like
Exons: 5
Coding region: 30-629 (199 amino acids)
Source: RefSeq, a predicted model, not a curated record